AGUUCUUGUUCAACCAAAUCGUUACCUUAUGAUUGUGAUAAUUGGUUGUACUUGUUGUCUAGUUCAGAGAAUAGUGACUUUAAUAGUUCUCUUACCUUAUUGGUGGCAUCACUGAAACUGUUUGAUAUUUCUGAAACUGGAGUGUUGUGCAGGCACUUCUGGAGCUAUGGGAAUUUUCAUUUAUGCUGUGCGAGACAAAGUACGUAAGAAUUCUUUUCCAUAUGUUACAACUAGCCUGGAAGCUUUCUUACUAAUAGGAAUGUUUUCACACCUCAGUAAACUGUUAAUUGUUUAUACAGAAGUGCAAAUCCCCAAAGUGAGACAUAUAAAACAAACUGUAGUCAAUAUUAGUACAGGUGUUCCUGUGUUAGCAAUAUUGUGUACUCAUUUAGCUCACCAUUCAACUGGAUGGAAACUAACUGCAUGGUGGUUGGUUUGUGGCACAAUGAUAUUCAAUAUUUUUGUGGCACCAGCUGUUAUCAUGCUGUUACUGUUCUUGUUCCUAUACUUCAGUGUUAUGGUGGGCCUUCUUCAGAGUGCUGGUAUUAUGUUUGGGGUAAUGGUUGUGAUGGAAACUUCCAGUAUUUUGUAUAUUAAUGUUCCACAUUCAACUUGCCACUACAUUUUCAGCUUCACAAGUGUCUUAUUGGGUUUUAUCAUAUUUUUAUGUUAUAUUUUGAAAAGUGAAGCACCCUUCCAC
This is a messenger RNA of Gryllus bimaculatus (two-spotted cricket), 700 nucleotides long. NCBI's taxonomy places the organism in Eukaryota, Metazoa, Arthropoda, Insecta, Orthoptera, Gryllidae. The record is from the annotation of a GenBank genome assembly.